AAGGCGGGUCACCUGUGGAAGAGGGAAGACAGGACAGGCGAUUGGGUAGAGCCAGGCUCUGGAAGCCGGCGGAGCAGCAACUGCAGAAGCAGGCAGCAGCAGAGAGGGAAUGGUGCCUGGAGGCACCGAGAAGGAGGUGCAGUCCGUCCCUCAGGGUUAGUGAAUGAAGCUCUCCGCCCGGGCCAGCCCGGGGACUGUGCGGUGCGGGUCCCAGCAUGAAUGCGGGCCCCGGCUGUGAGCCCUUCACCAAGCGACCCCGCUGGGGUGCCUCUGCAACUUCUCCGCAGGCCGCCUCGGACGCCCGGAGCUUACCCCGCAGGCAGAGGCGCACCCUCGACCCUAAGGACACUCCUCUGCAGUUCAGGGUCCCACACUCCUCGUCUGGCUGCGUCUCGGGGUGGGCGGGACCGCACAGAGGCCGCUCCACCUCGCUUGUGUUCAAACAGAAGACUAUUUACAGUUGGAUGGACAAUAAAGGAAUCAAGACAGCUGAAUCAGAAAGUCUGCAUAGUAAAGAAAACAACAAUACAAGAGUAGAAUCCAUGAUGAAUUUUGUACAAAAAGAUAACUGUUAUCAAUAUAACAUGGAAAAAUUAGAAAAUGUUUCCCAGCUAAGUAUUGAUAAAUCACCAGUUGAAAAAAGUGCACAAUAUUUGAACCAGCAUCAAACAGCAGCUAUGUGUAAGUGGCAAAAUGAAGGAAAACAUACAGAGCGGUGUUUGGAAGGUGAACCUCCAACAGUAACUCUGGUAUCUGAACAGUUCAGUAAUGCUAACAUUGACCAGUCACCUCAAAAUGAUGAUCAGAAUGACACAUAUAGUGAGGAAAGUAGAGAUAACCAAUUUUUUACACCUGUAAAGGUUGCAAAUGCAAACCAGACUGCAGAAGAUGAACAGGCCAGAGAAAACAGAAGUCUCCAGAAGUGUAGAAAGUCUUGCCAUCUUGUGAAAGACUGUGUAGGUUGUCAGCAGGAAGAGAUCGAUGUGGUGCCAGAGAGUCCCUUGUCAGACAUUGGCUCAGAGGAUGUCAGUACUGGACUAAAAAAUGCCAACAAAUUGAGUAGACAAGAAAGUAGCCUAGGAAAUUCUCCAUUUGAGAAGGAAAGUGAACUCGAGUCACCAAUGGAUGUGGAUAAUUCCAAAAACAGUUGUCAGGACUCAGAAGCAGAUGAAGAAGCAAGUCCAGGAUUUGAUGAACAAGAAGAUGGCAGUUCUUCACAGACAGCAAAUAAACCUUCAAGGUUCCAAGCAAAAGAAGCUGACACUGAACUGAGGAAAGGGUCCUCUGUCAAGGGAGGUGAAAUUCGAUUACAUUUCCAUUUUGAAGGGGAUAGUAGUGCUGGAAUGAAUGAUUUAAAUACCAAACUACCUGAAAGUACUUCUGCCUUGAAUGUGGAAUGCAGAAAUUCCAAGCAACAUGGGAAAAAGGGUUCUAAAAUCACGGAUCAUUUCAUGAGAAUGCCCAAAGCUGAGGACAAAAGAAAAGAACAAUGUGAAAUCAGACAUCAACGGACAGACAGAAGGAUCCCAAAAUACAUUCCACCUCACCUUUCUCCAGAUAAGAAAUGGCUUGGAACUCCUAUCCAGGAGAUGAGAACAAUGCCUACCUGUGGAAUCCAGCUGCCACUCUUGAGACCAUCUGCCAAUCACACAGUAACUAUUCGGGUAGAUCUUUUGCGAGCAGGAGAAGUUCCUAAACCUUUUCCAACACAUUUUAAAGAUUUGUGGGACAACAAGCAUGUAAAGAUGCCUUGUUCACAACAAAACUUGUACCCUGUGGAAGAUGAGAAUGGUGAACGAACUGCAGGAAGCAGGUGGGAGCUCAUUCAGACUGCACUUCUCAACAAAUUCACACGACCCCAAAAUCUGAAGGAUGCUAUUCUGAAAUACAAUGUGGCAUAUUCUAAGAAGUGGGAUUUUACAGCUUUGGUUGAUUUCUGGGAUAAGGUACUCGAAGAAGCAGAAGCCCAACAUUUAUAUCAGUCCAUUUUGCCUGAUAUGGUGAAAAUUGCACUCUGUCUGCCAAAUAUUUGCACCCAGCCAAUACCACUCCUGAAGCAGAAAAUGAAUCAUUCCAUCACAAUGUCACAGGAGCAGAUUGCCAGUCUUUUAGCUAAUGCCUUCUUCUGCACAUUUCCACGUCGAAAUGCUAAGAUGAAAUCUGAAUAUUCUAGUUACCCAGACAUUAACUUCAAUCGGUUGUUUGAAGGACGUUCCUCAAGAAAACCAGAGAAGCUUAAAACGCUCUUCUGCUACUUUAGAAGAGUCACAGAGAAAAAACCUACGGGGUUGGUGACAUUUACAAGACAGAGUCUUGAAGAUUUUCCAGAAUGGGAAAGGUGUGAAAAAUUCCUGACUCGAUUGCAUGUCACUUAUGAAGGUACCAUAGAAGGAAAUGGUCAAGGCAUGCUACAGGUGGAUUUUGCAAACCGUUUUGUUGGAGGUGGUGUAACCAGUGCAGGACUUGUACAAGAAGAAAUUCGCUUUUUAAUCAACCCUGAGUUGAUUGUUUCACGGCUCUUUACUGAGGUGCUGGAUCACAAUGAAUGUCUUAUCAUCACAGGUACUGAACAGUACAGUGAAUACACAGGCUAUGCUGAAACAUACCGUUGGGCCCGAAGCCAUGAAGAUGGGAGUAAAAGGGACAGCUGGCAGCGGCGCAGCACUGAAAUUGUUGCCAUUGAUGCCCUUCACUUCAGACGCUACCUCGACCAGUUUGUGCCUGAAAAAAUCAGACGUGAGCUUAAUAAGGCCUACUGUGGAUUUCUCCGUCCUGGAGUUCCUUCAGAGAAUCUUUCUGCAGUAGCCACAGGAAACUGGGGCUGUGGUGCCUUUGGAGGUGAUGCUAGAUUAAAAGCCUUAAUACAGAUACUGGCAGCUGCUGUAGCUGAGCGAGAUGUGGUUUAUUUCACCUUUGGGGACUCAGAGUUGAUGAAAGACAUUUACAGCAUGCAUACUUUUCUUACUGAAAGGAAGCUGACUGUUGGAGAAGUAUAUAAGCUCUUGCUACGAUAUUACAACGAAGAAUGUAGAAACUGUUCCACCCCUGGACCAGAUAUGAAGCUUUACCCAUUCAUAUAUCAUGCUGUUGAGUCCUGUGCAGAGACUACCAACCAGCCAGGACAAAGGACCGGGGCCUGAGGAGCAGAGAGAGAGGAAGGUGGGAAGAACAUAAUUACUUUGUUCUUAAAGGUCUUCUGGGAAAAGAGAAGAAAAUCAGACAUCUAAUUAACAUUUAUCUAUUCUAAGAUAUUUAACAGCACUUUUUAUUCUCUUUCAUUUGGGGUUUAUUGGUUUAUUUCACGUUGUUUGCCCUCCCUUCUUUAAUCUGUUAAGGUAUGAAAGGAUAUUUUUAGUUUAGAAUUCUUAAGUUUUACUACAGCUUCUUGGUUUUUACUUUCUAUCUAGCUUACUCAAAUGUACAAUAACAGUUUAAGGAAACAAUGUGGAAUAGUGGAAAGGACAUGAGAUUUUAAAUCAGACAAGCUAGGUUAAAAUGCUAGCCACCUCCCUAGCUAAUAUUUUAACUUUUUCUAAAUAAACUGAAUUCUUGAGCCACUUAACUCAUCCAAGAAAAAUGGGCUUUUAGUACCUAUUGGGAAAUGCUAUAUAUAUGUAAAGUAACAGUCAUAGGGGUCUGGUACAUGAUUGGUGCUCAGUAAAUAUCAACUCUUAUAGUUGAUCAGGAAACAUAUAUGGAACACCUACUGUAUAUUAGGUAUUGUGCUAAGUUGCUUUUUACAUAUUUUAGCUCAUUUUUCCAGUAAGUUAACAGAUGCCCAGAGUUUAGGGAAUACCAUCACACCUUUCAGGAGUUCAUUAUGAAGAGUCUUGCUCUGUCAUGCCUGUAAGGGAUCUAUUAGAGCAAAGGCUCUGAUACUCUGUUAUCUACAAAGUUCCUAGUAAAACUUAUUCUUUAUCAUGAAUGACUAGUUAUCAGUGAGGUACACUAAAUUAUCUCUGAGAGAAUUAUCUUUUUUCUUUAAGAUUUUAUUUAUUAUUUUUAGGGAGAAGGAAGGGAUGGAGAAAGAGGGAGAGAAACAUCAAUGUGUGAGAGAAACAUUGAUCAGUUGCCUCUUGCACACACCCCAGCCAGGGACCUGGCCUACAACCUAGACAUGUGCCCUGACUGGAAAUCAAACCAGUGACCUUUGCCUUUGUGGGAUGAUGCUUAACCAACUGAGCAGUGCAGAUCAGGGCUAUCUGUUUUCUUGCUGGUUAAGUGAAAUUAAGAGCAGGCAGACCCAAAUCAGUAUUUAAGAGAGAGGUAGAUAAGGAGAUCAAACCAGGCUCCAUGAUUGCUAUACACAUACUUAACCAAUAUAUAUUGCUGUAGAAACCAAAUAUUGAUGAAACGCCACCCCCUCCAAGAAUAUGAUAGAGCAAAGAAUUCAUUGAGUUGAAGAGAAGUGGUUGUAUAAGAUGCUCACUAGUUUUUUUCUGUCUUCUGUGUAGCUGCACAUUCAUGGCUUUUUUUUUUUCCUGGUGUAAGGAAGACCUGAAAACUGAUGUGUGCUUUAAAAAUAAAGAUUUAGCAGUCCUGUACUUUCUCUCAACUCUGUGGAUUGGCCCCAAUCCUUUGCCUUGUAGGGAAGGAAAAGACAGCCAUUGCUAGAACACGAGCUCAGAAUAUUUAAUCCUGUCUUUUGGGGGCUGGGAUAGAUAUGUAUUAGAACAAAGUGGUACGUAUUAGAACACAUUGCUACAAUCCAUUGACCCACUGCUCUUUUCUGUGCUAAUACAGGAGUGCCCUUAGUGUCCCUUCACCAGAUCCCACACAGAUCUACAGAGCCUUUUGAGUGGAAGAUUUCCCAAACAAGACAACAAUCACUGCAUGUGUUCAUCUAAUAAUGGUUUUAUCUUUUCUUGUUUAUUUUAAAUGUAAGGUUAACAUGUCAUGAUGGCCUUCAACUUGGGGAUAAGGAGAGUUCUGUGCUAGUAUUUUUGUGAUUUUCCUAGGAAGAAAACAAAUUCUGUUCCCCUUGUGACCACCUCUUUUUUCUCAAAUGCCACUUUUGAGAUUUCAUGUGCAUGCUCUCAUUUAAAAAAUUUAGAGUGUGUCUUAGGCAUUUGGUGAAAGUUUUUACACAUAGAUUUGUUAUUCCACAUCAGGUAUUAAGGAAGUAGAGAGGGUAAUUGGCAUGAGGAACAUUCCAAAGGUCAAGAGAAUUCUGAUUGAAUUAGUUUUCCUUCCUUACCUAGGGUCCUGAGGUCAUGUUUCCUAAUUUUCAUCUUCUGUCAGGAGAGCUUAAAUCAGGGUCAGAGAAGAUGUCUUAAAGGUUCUGAGGACACUGUCCUUCCAUCCACUGACAUGUUUAUAGAUGCUUAUGAGUGCCUUCUCUGGGCAAUCACUGAAUUCCUUGCUCAGGGGUACAAAGACAAAUGACUUGUCUUCUGCAUUCAGACCUAAACUGAGAUCUAAACUGAGAGAGAGGAUAAGUGAUCUAAACUCUUACAAGUAGUUUUUGGAGGGUUUUUUGGUGUUUUUUUUUUUACUAUACUGUUCCAAUCCAAUCAAAAAAAAAUUCAUUUACACUAUCAAUUUAGCAACCUGAAUAGACCCCUGUGUCUUGUCAGUUCACCAUAGAGUUGAACUCUUACACAUCUACCUCUUUUGGAGAGUGUGUAAACAAAUGGCCUAACUUAUAGUGUUAAAAAGGGCUACCUGAAUGCCCUUGCCUUAAUAUAGGAGCUGGCAUUCAGCACCUGCCGUUUUGAGCUCUGGCCAUCUUGAUUCUUAAAAAGUAGCACUGGAGGCUAAAAAGUAGAUUUAUUAAUGGAAAAUGAUACUUUUACCCAUAGGUGCAUCCAUACAGGGUAGGUAAAAGGUCAAGUUUCUUCUAUUUUUGCUGAAAUUAUAUUGUGUCAGUCUGAAUAUUACACAUUUGACCAACAAAAAGUGAAGACAGUUUAACAAAUAAAUUUUACUUGAUAUCAGAGUAUUUCAAAAUACGGGGGCCUUGAGGAUUGAAUAGUAAAAGGCGUCUUUGGUUGUGAGAAGCUGAAGACCAUCAUGUCAGAAUGUUGCAUUUUCUGUUAAGGUUUGUUAACAGUAACCUAUAAAUUUAGACAUAAAAAUUCAGCAUUUGGGAAAAAAUAUAGUCAUGGUAGAAUUGGUAAUAGCCGAAAACAU
Phyllostomus hastatus (greater spear-nosed bat) is the source of this 6132-nucleotide messenger RNA. It is a transcript of the gene PARG, whose product is annotated as poly(ADP-ribose) glycohydrolase. NCBI's taxonomy places the organism in Eukaryota, Metazoa, Chordata, Mammalia, Chiroptera, Phyllostomidae. The transcript has 19 exons. Gene Ontology annotation, molecular function: poly(ADP-ribose) glycohydrolase activity. Bases 216 to 3140 code for a protein of 974 amino acids. Gene Ontology annotation, biological process: nucleotide-sugar metabolic process; regulation of DNA repair; carbohydrate metabolic process. The record is from RefSeq and is a predicted model, not a curated record. Gene Ontology annotation, cellular component: cytoplasm; nucleus.